CUGUAUGUCUAAUAUGUAAAAGGAAAUCCUUCUGCUAAGAGUAGUUAAGGGAAAGUAAUGGCUGAGUAUGGCUACACGAGCGGAGACUACACCACCUCCAGUAGGAUGUUUCCACGGACCGAACCCGUCGGCAUGAAUUACGGGGCUGAGAUGUUUUCACGGACCGAACCCGUCGGCAUGAAUUACAGGGCUGCGAAGGGCCCUGUCACCGUUGAUGGCCGCGGAAAAACGCAGCCUGUCAUCUAUUUCCCAGACAGCUAUGGUACAAAACCAUUUGUGGAACAACCUGAGCACAAAUACAGCUCUCCUGCAAAUAGAUGGGGUAGGCCUUCAAGCCCAGUUCAUGAUCGUGAUUCCCAGAGAACUGGGGAGUUCUUCACCAAAAUCCAAACUGAAGUGAGCCAAUCAACCAGGUCUCCCCCCAACAGCACCAUGGAUUGGCGUCAGCCACCAUAUUCGACAGGCCACAAUGGCAGCAGUGGCUAUGGUGGGUAUAGUGAGUACAGCAAGAAUGAUUCCUGGAACAGGCCUAGUGGUAAUACCAUUAGAAAUGACGGUUUCGACGACUACCACCGCAGAAAUGAUCGUGCCAUGGAAGUGAUGAACACCAGUGGGGGGUGGGGUAGCAGGCCAAACAGUGGAGGAUGGUCUGCAACGUCCGGCUCCUCACUGACCAAACCAACAAACAACAUUGGCGAGGCUGUCGAGACUCUGAAGGAAGCUGCCACGUCUACAUUUUCACGACAGGGAGGGUCAGCACCGGUUUCAGCAGGGCCUAGAUAUGCUGAAACCACUGACAGUAUGGAUGCUGCAAGGCGAUAUGGGAACUUUAAAUUAACUUCUAGGUCACCCAAGAGCGUAGGGUUCUACUGAACACAACAUCUAGACUUGAUUACACAUAUAUAUGGAUCUAUGGACUAUAGCUUCAUGAAGCUCCUCAGCUGGAAUGCUCUGUGAGUAGAAGGUUUGUUGGAACUUCAUCUAGCUAGCUAAACUAUCAGUAUUGUAUGUUUUCCGUUUUGCCGUUCGUUUCAGUGGAAUCUCUUUGGUGUCGUAAACAGGUAAGUGGUGCUAAUUAAUGGCCUUUGAUGCUCUGCCAUUGCUAGUAUAAAAUAAGCUUUCCUUGUAAGCAGAUUGCAAUGAAGUAUCUCUCCUUUUUAUUUA
Vitis vinifera (wine grape) is the source of this 1164-nucleotide messenger RNA. RefSeq lists its product as uncharacterized. Lineage: Eukaryota; Viridiplantae; Streptophyta; Magnoliopsida; Vitales; Vitaceae. Bases 58 to 873 code for a protein of 271 amino acids. The transcript has a single exon. The record is from RefSeq and is a predicted model, not a curated record.